Molecule: messenger RNA, 2004 nt
Organism: Salarias fasciatus (jewelled blenny)
Lineage: Eukaryota; Metazoa; Chordata; Actinopteri; Blenniiformes; Blenniidae
Gene: hcn3
Product: hyperpolarization activated cyclic nucleotide-gated potassium channel 3
Exons: 7
Coding region: 1-1869 (622 amino acids)
Biological process (GO): potassium ion transmembrane transport; regulation of membrane depolarization; sodium ion transmembrane transport
Cellular component (GO): HCN channel complex; dendrite; axon
Molecular function (GO): voltage-gated potassium channel activity
Source: RefSeq, a predicted model, not a curated record
AUGACCAGCCCCUGCAGGAGCGUGGAGGAGCAGAAAGGCAUCAGUGAAAGUCCCGCUCACAAACCGGAGACGCCUCGGUUCCGCAGCUGGAGCAGCCUCCGGUUCUCCCGGUGGAGGAGCGGCUCUGGGAGGACCACCCCGCCGACCACCCCCUCGCCAAAGUCGGACAAGAGGAGCGACGUGUCGCGGACGCUCUUCUCCCUGGUGAAGACGCACAAUGACGACUACACGGCGGACCCCGACGGCCUGCUGGACAGCAACAGGGAGGGCGAGGGGGACGCGGAGGAGGCGCCCCAGGACCAGGCCACCUACUUCCAGAAGCAGUUCGGCUCCAUGCUGCAGCCCGGGGUCAACAAGUUCUCCCUGCGCAUGUUCGGCAGCCACAAAGGGGUCGCUGCGGAACAGGAGAGGGUCAAGAGCUUCGGAGUGUGGAUCAUUCAUCCAUACAGUGACUUCAGGUUCUACUGGGACAUCGUGAUGCUCCUGCUGAUGAUGAGUAACUUGGUCAUCUUGCCGUGGGGAAUCACCUUCUUCGAGGACCAGAACACGAUGCCCUGGAUCACCUUCAACGUCCUGUCCGACACGCUCUUCCUCAUGGACCUGGUGUUUAACUUCCGUACGGGAAUCUUAGGGGAGGACAGCCACAUCAUCCUGGAUCCCAAGGAGAUCCGAAUGCAUUACCUGCGCACCUGGUUCCUGGUGGACUUCGUCUCCUCCAUCCCCGUCGACUACAUCUUCCUCAUCGUGGACCUGGAGUCCCGGCACGAGUCGUCCGACGUGUACCGCACCGCCCGGGCUCUCCGCAUCGUCCGGUUCACCAAGAUCCUCAGCCUGCUGCGGCUCCUCCGGCUGUCCCGCCUCAUCCGAUACAUUCACCAGUGGGAGGAGAUUUUCCACAUGACCUACGACCUGGCCAGUGCCGUGGUGCGAAUCGUCAACCUGAUCGGCAUGAUGCUGCUGCUGUGCCACUGGGACGGCUGUUUGACCUUCAUGGUGCCGAUGCUGCAGGACUUUCCUCCAGACUGCUGGGUGUCCAAAAACAACAUGGUGAACGAUACGUGGCACAUCCAGUACUCGUACGCCCUCUUCAUGGCCAUGAGCCACAUGUUGUGCAUCGGAUACGGCGCCCACCCCCCGGAGGGCAUGACUGACGUCUGGCUCACCAUGAUCAGCAUGGUGGUGGGGGCCACCUGCUACGCCAUGUUCCUCGGUCACGCCACCAACCUUGUCCAGUCCUUGGACGCGUCGCAUCGCCAGUAUCAAGAGAAGUACAAGCAAGUGGAGCAGUACAUGUCGUUUCAUAAACUGCCCGCAGACGUCAGGCAGAGGAUCCACGAUUACUACGAGCAGCGGUUCCAGGGCAAGAUGUUCGAUGAGGACAGCAUUUUUGGAGAGCUGAGCGAUCCGCUCAAAGAGGAGAUCGUCAGCUAUAACUGUCGCGGGCUGGUGGCCAACAUGCCGCUGUUCGCCAACACGGACCCUCACUUUGUGACGGUGAUCCUGACCAAGCUGCGCUUCGAGGUCUUCCAGCCCGGAGACCUGGUGAUCCGAGAGGGAACGCUGGGACGGAAGAUGUACUUCAUCCAGCACGGCACCGUCACCGUCAUCCCGCGCGGCAGUAAGGAGAUCAGGCUCAGUGAUGGAGCCUACUUCGGAGAGAUCUGCCUGCUGACUCAGGGCCGGCGGACGGCCUCGGUGAGGGCCGACACCUACUGCCGCCUGUACUCGCUGAGCGUGGACAGCUUCAACGAGGUGCUGGAGGAGCACCCUCUGAUGAGGAGGGCGUUCGAGAGCGUGGCCGUGGACCGGCUGGACCGGGUCGCCCGAAGACCCAGUUAUCAGCCUCCAGAGAACGAGGCCGACAACUAGAAAGCUCCAGGCGGACAUGAGCAGCAGAGAUAUGACUUCUCACCUGAACUUUAUGCAACAAAGAGAUCUUAAAUGAACUUGAAAUGGAGACCUUCAUCAUGAAUUAUUAACUUAUUAUAUUUGUACUUGAAAAUA